Neogale vison (American mink) is the source of this 2163-nucleotide messenger RNA. It is a transcript of the gene PIGT, whose product is annotated as phosphatidylinositol glycan anchor biosynthesis class T. The transcript has 12 exons. Gene Ontology annotation, biological process: attachment of GPI anchor to protein. Lineage: Eukaryota; Metazoa; Chordata; Mammalia; Carnivora; Mustelidae. The record is from RefSeq and is a predicted model, not a curated record. Gene Ontology annotation, cellular component: GPI-anchor transamidase complex. Bases 22 to 1758 code for a protein of 578 amino acids.
GAGACGGAAGCAGCCGCAGGCAUGGCGGCGGCCUUGCCGCUCGCCGUGCUCGGGUUGCUGCUCCUGGGGCCGGGCGGCAGGGGCCAUGCAGAGCCCCCACGCGACACCCUGCGGGAGGAGCUUGUUAUCACCCCACUGCCGUCUGGGGACGUAGCCGCCACAUUCCAGUUCCGCACACGGUGGGAUUCCGAUUUGCAGCGGGAAGAAGUGUCUCAUUAUAGGCUGUUUCCCAAAGCCCUGGGGCAGUUGAUCUCCAAGUAUUCUCUUCAAGAGCUGCACUUGUCAUUCACACAAGGCUUCUGGAGGACUCGGUACUGGGGGCCACCUUUCCUGCAGGCCCCAUCAGGUGCAGAACUCUGGGUCUGGUUCCAGGACACCGUCACUGAUGUGGAUAAAUCUUGGAAGGAGCUCAGUAAUGUCCUCUCGGGGAUCUUCUGCGCCUCUCUGAACUUCAUCGAUUCUACCAACACGGUCACUCCCACUGCCUCCUUCAAACCUCUGGGGCUGGCCAAUGGCACUGAUCAUUCCUUCCUGCGCUACGCUGUGCUGCCGCGGGAGGUCGUCUGCACGGAGAACCUCACCCCCUGGAAGAAGCUCUUGCCCUGUAGCUCCAAGGCAGGCCUGUCUGUGCUGCUGAAGGCUGACCGCUUGUUCCACACCAGCUACCACUCCCAGGCAGUGCACAUCCGUCCUGUGUGCAGAAACGCGCGCUGUACCAGCAUCUCUUGGGAGCUGAGGCAGACCCUUUCCGUGGUGUACGAUGCCUUCGUCACAGGACAGGGGAAGAAAGACUGGUCCCUCUUCCGGAUGUUCUCCCGAACCCUCACAGAGCCCUGUCCCCUGGCGUCGGAGAGCCGUGUCUACGUAGACAUCACCGGCCACAACCAGGACAAUGAGACGUUGGAGGUGAACCCGCCCCCAACCACCACAUACCAGGACGUCACCCUCGGGACCCGGAAGACCUACGCCGUCUACGACUUGCUUGACGCAGCCGUGAUCAACAACUCCCGUAACCUCAACCUCCAGCUCAAGUGGCGGAGCCCUCCCGAGCAUGAGGCCCCUCCGGCGCCGUUCCUGCACGCCCAGCGAUACGUGAGUGGCUACGGGCUGCAGAGCGGGGAGCUGAACACGCUUCUGUACAACACUCACCCGUACCGGGCCUUCCCCGUGCUGCUGCUGGACACUGUGCCCUGGUACCUGCGGCUCUACGUGCACACUCUCACCAUCACCUCCAAGGGCAAGGAGAACAAACCGAGUUACGUCCACUACCAGCCCGCGCAGGACCGGCUACAGCCACACCUCCUGGAGAUGCUGAUCCAGCUGCCGGCCAACUCGGCCACCAAGGUCUCCAUUCAGUUUGAACGGGCGCUGCUCAAGUGGACCGAGUACACCCCGGACCCCAACCAUGGUUUCUAUGUCAGCCCGUCUGUCCUCAGUGCCCUUGUGCCCAGCAUGGUGGCAGCCAAGCCCGUGGACUGGGAGGAAAGCCCCCUCUUCAGGUCCCUGUACCCGGUCUCGGACAGCUCCAGCUACUUUGUGCGCCUGUACACGGAGCCGCUGCUGGUGAACCUGCCCACGCCGGACUUCAGCAUGCCCUACAACGUCAUCUGCCUCACGUGCACCGUGGUGGCCGUGUGCUAUGGCUCCUUCUACAAUCUCCUCACCAGAACCUUCCACAUCGAGGAGCCCAGCACAGGCGGCCUGGCCAAGCGGCUGGCCAACCUCAUCCGGCGUGCCCGUGGUGUCCCCCCACUCUGAGAUUUGCCCCCUGCACAGCGGGGCUGCUCUUGCUCCCUGGGGAGGGCUGCUGGUGGCCCCAAGGGCUCUUUCUGCCACUUGCUCUCUCCAGAGUUGGUGUGUAAACCAGACUGGCCCUGGCUGAGGCCGGGGCAUAGCUGUGCUGUCUAGUUCAGUAGCCCUGAGCCAGGUGUGGCAUUUGAAUUUAAAGUAAUUUAAAAAUUCAUUUCCUCUGCUAUUCCAGCCAUAUUUCAAGUGCUCAGUAACCAAAGUGGUUCGUGGCUGCUCUCUUGGACAGUGUGGACAAACGUUUCCAUCACAGCAGAAAGCUCUAGGACAGGAUUGACCCAGAUAUGCUGUGGAGAACUUGUAUUACUGUAGUAGCUGGGACUUACCGGUUGUGGAAUAAAAGCGGCUUCCUUGGUU